UGUAAAUUGAAACUAUAUUGCACCACAAAAAUCUAUUUUGGGAAAAAAAAAGAGGAAACAAGGUUGGUAGGCGAAUGGAAGUAUGGAGCUACUCACCGAUAAGGAUAUACUCCGUAUUUAUAUCGCACGCAGCUACCGUUCUACUUGAGUGACCCACGCAUUCCCAGUCAAUUACCUAUCUAUAAAUGUAUGGAUCACACAAAUUAGAGGAGGAAGAAGAAACAGCAUUUCCUAAAAAUACAAUGGCCGUGCUUACCGUGACCCAGCUGCUGUCCACUCUCGUCCUAGCUGUUUUGGUGUACUCUCUGGUGGCAAAAGCAAAACGUCGCCGUCACUCACCGCCAUUGCCACCUGGACCGAAGCCGUGGCCGGUCAUCGGCAACCUGCCCCACCUCGGCCCGAAGCCGCACCAGUCGAUCGCGGCGCUGGCGCGGACGUACGGCCCCCUGAUGUACCUCCGGCUAGGGUCCGUCGACGUCGUGGUGGCGGCCUCCGCCUCCGUCGCGGCCCAGUUCCUGAAAGCGCACGACGCCAACUUCUCCAGCCGGCCGCCCAACUCCGGCGCCAAGCACAUAGCUUAUAACUACCAGGAUCUCGUUUUCGCCCCCUAUGGCCCACGCUGGCGAAUGCUCCGGAAGAUCUGCUCCGUCCAUCUCUUCUCCGCUAAGGCCUUAGAUGACUUUUGCCAUGUCCGCCAGGAGGAAGUGGGCGUGCUCACGCGCGCCCUAGCAAGUGCAGGCAAAUGUCCGGUGAAACUGGACCAGUUACUGAACGUGUGCGCCACCAAUGCUCUCAGCCGCGUGAUGAUAGGCCGAAAGGUGUUCGCCGACCACACAACGAACAGAGGCGGCAAAAGCGACCCGAAGGCGGACGAGUUCAAGUCAAUGGUGGUGGAGAUGAUGAUGCUGGCCGGCGUGUUUAACGUCGGCGAUUUCAUCCCGGCGGUGGAGUGGCUGGACUUGCAGGGGAUCGCGGGGAAGAUGAAGAAGCUUCACGCGCGGCUGGACGCGUUCCUGAACACGAUAGUGGAGGAGCACAAAAUGAACGGCGUGAAAACGUCGCGUGACGUGGACUUUUUGAGCACUCUAAUGUCGCUGACAGCAGAUGCGGUGGAUGAUCAGGGGGCGAAGCUCACCCAUACAGAAAUAAAGGCUCUGCUCUUGAAUUUGUUUACAGCUGGCACUGAUACAUCGUCCAGUACUGUGGAAUGGGCCAUUGCGGAACUGCUACGCAACCCAAAAAUCCUAAAGCAAGCCCAAGAAGAACUGGACAGAGUAAUCGGCCCAGAUCGAGUUGUAAAGGAAUCAGAUUUGGCCCAAUUACCAUUCCUGCAGGCAAUUGUCAAAGAAACCUUCCGGCUUCACCCAUCGACUCCCCUCUCUCUUCCCAGAAUGGCAGCCCAGAGCUGCGAGAUCAACGGCUACUUUGUUCCCAAAGGCGCGACGCUUCUCGUCAACGUCUGGGCUAUAGCCCGUGACCCGGACGCGUGGACGGACCCUCUCGAGUUCAUCCCGGCCCGGUUCCUCCCGGGAGGAGAAAAGCCCAAUGCGGAUGUGAGAGGCAAUGAUUUUGAAGUGAUCCCGUUUGGAGCAGGGCGUCGAAUUUGUUCUGGGAUGAGUUUGGGCCUGAGGAUGGUCCAAUUGCUGGUGGCAACUUUGGUCCACGCUUUUGAUUGGGAGUUGCCCAAUGGGCAGUCUGCGGAGAAACUCAACAUGGAAGAGGCUUAUGGGCUUACUCUUCAACGGGCUGAGCCUUUAAUUGUGCACGCCAUGCCCAGAUUGAAACCCCAUGUCUAUUGCGACUCGGAAAUGUAAUCCUACGUAUGUGAACUGUUCUUCUUUAAAUGCGAAGCCGGAUGUUUGACUAUAUUAGAUUUGCACCAGGUUUGGUAAAUGGCUGAUCAGCCAAAAAUUAGUUUCUUGUACCAAUUUUUAUCUGGUUGAUAUGAUUCAAAAAAAAUGUUUGGCAAAUAACUAUUCUAAUCGGAGAUUUUAUUUUAAUCGCUGCCCUGUGUAGUGUUUUGGAAAUUGGAACAGCUUCAUAAAAACUAAACGACCAUGCUACCCGCAAAUUAUACCGUGGGAUCCCUAAACGGUGGCGUUUAAUUAAAAAAAAAGCUGUGUUAUCCUUCACAGAAGCCCUGCACGCUACCGCCAAGCGUCACAUUGGACCUGGUCAACACAAAUCAAAGCAAUCCUACUUAGUUUUGGCUUUGGCUGAUUACAACGAUCUCAUCCAGCGACCAAAUAAUCAUGUGUGUGAAUGGAUGAUUUGGCUUGGCCACCUUCGUUCCUUCCACUGAUUUCCAACGCUAUUGGCAUUAAUCGAUGCAUCCACAAAUAUUAGAGAUGAAGAACUGAAGAAGCUUUGAUCGCAUUACAUAUUUGUGAAUUGUGAUGGGUGUUCUUGUUGGCUGAUUAGAAAUCUUCACACACACACAUUAUAGUUUAAAGACUUUAAACAAUUUAUAUUUUGAAUGGCCAAAUUACAUCUGAAAAUACACAUAGUUAUAUCAGGAUUUGUCUAAAGUUACAUGUCUAUUAACGCGAGUUACAUGUCAACUUU
This is a messenger RNA of Cuscuta epithymum, 2565 nucleotides long. Lineage: Eukaryota; Viridiplantae; Streptophyta; Magnoliopsida; Solanales; Convolvulaceae. The record is from the annotation of a GenBank genome assembly.